Molecule: messenger RNA, 1373 nt
Organism: Protobothrops mucrosquamatus (brown spotted pit viper)
Lineage: Eukaryota; Metazoa; Chordata; Lepidosauria; Squamata; Viperidae
Product: suppressor of tumorigenicity 7 protein homolog
Exons: 10
Coding region: 1-1101 (366 amino acids)
Molecular function (GO): protein binding
Source: RefSeq, a predicted model, not a curated record
AUGCAGAAGGCAUGGCGGGAAAGGAAUCCUCAGGCCCGAAUCAAAGCAGCGUAUCAAGCUUUAGAAUUAAAUAAUGACUGUGCCACAGCAUACAUUCUUCUGGCUGAGGAAGAAGCAACUACUAUUUUAGAAGCUGAAAAAUACUUUAAACAAGCUCUGAGGGCAGGAGAAACAGUUUAUAAAAAGUCUCAGCAUAGCAGUUCACAAAAUCCACACCAUGAGGCACAGCUUAGAAGAGAUACCAAUGUAUUGGUUUAUGUGAAAAGAAGACUAGCUAUGUGUGCAAGAAAGCUUGGAAGAAUUAAAGAAGCAGCAAAAAUGAUGAGGGAUUUAAUGAAAGAAUUUCCUGUGCUAAGUGUAUUGAAUAUCCAUGAAAACCUCCUAGAAACACUUCUGGAGUUACAGGCUUAUGCUGAUGUCCAGGCAGUUCUAGCAAAGUAUGAUGAUAUCAGCCUUCCAAAAUCAGCAGCAAUAUGUUACACAGCAGCACUCUUAAAAGCGAGAGCAGUUUCAGAUAGGUUUUCUCCAGAAACUGCUUCUAGAAGGGGACUUAGCACAGCCGAAAUUAAUGCUGUAGAAGCAAUACAUAGAGCAGUAGAAUUUAACCCUCAUGUACCAAAGUACUUGCUAGAAAUGAAAAGCUUAAUUUUGCCUCCUGAGCACAUUCUGAAGCGUGGGGACAGUGAAGCAGUAGCCUACGCAUUCUUCCAUCUUCAGCACUGGAAACGAAUAGAAGGGGCCCUUAACUUGCUGCACUGCACAUGGGAAGGCACAUUUAGAAUGAUUCCAUAUCCGUUAGAAAAGGGACAUCUAUUUUAUCCCUAUCCCAGUUGCACAGAGACAGCAGACAGAGAGUUAUUACCAACAUUUCAUGAUGUAUCUGUGUAUCCCCAGAAAGAUCUUCCUUUUUUCAUCCAUUUUACAGCAGGGCUAUGUUCUUUCACAGCAAUGUUAGCCCUCCUCACACAUCAGUUUCCUGAACUCAUGGUCAUUUUUGCUAAAGCUUUUUUUGGAACUCUUUUGUCACCUUUGAGCUUCUUGAUGGAGAAGAUUGAACGCCUCAUGCCUUCUGGUCUCUGGCAUCAGCUGACCCAAAUCUGAACACAUCUCAGUUCACAUGAACUUUAACAUCAGCGCCUCUUGAUUACAAAAGCAUUGGCAACUAAGAGUGUGAAGGAAGCCUUACUUAGCUUUGUUUUACAGGCUGUUAAACAUUUUCUGUACUCCUUCUUAAGCCUAAAAUAUUGUAGAUUUAAAAUCCACAAUUCAAUGUCUGGGUGGGUGGGGAGAGGAUUGUUGUACUUAAGGCUACUGCUUUCUCUCUCAGAAAUUCCAGAAAGCAAUAAAUCUGAUAGAUCCUAUGUUGAAAUUUC